CGCUCGGAUUGGCUGCUGCGGGGCCAAUCGGUGGCCGCCCUCUGCCAAUGUAGCAAUUUUCAAAUCCGCACUUUGUGCAGCGGAGGAAGCGUAGAGGGGGCCGCCGUGGUAAAGCCACUCCUGAUCCUGAUCGUCCGGGUGGGCUGCACGGGAAACCUCGGGAGAGCUCCUCUGCCUCUCUCUGGUCUAUAAGCCAAGGGUGCUUCCCAGACGCACGGCCGCUUUGCUUGGGAAGGUCCACAGCUGGAAAGAUGCCGCUCCCCCGUCAUGGCAAGAGUGCGGGCACCAAGCCGUCCUGGCUGGGCAGAGUGGUAGCCGUGGAGAAUGCCCAAGCUGAGCAGGAGGAGAGCUCUCAGACAAAGCGAUCCCCCUCCUCUCCUCAGGGGGCACCCAAAAAGCGUUCUGCAUUCGGCGAUAUCACCAAUGCUCACAAGAUGCGGCCCAUCCUGGGAAGGAAGGAGGCAGCAAAGGGCGUUCCCAAGAAGGCCUCGAAGGGUCUGGCUGUGUUGGGCCUUGCUAAGAACAACGAGAUCAACCUGAAAAAGUCCCUGAACAAAAUUCUCCCUGAGGAUGCACCAGCUGAGUCUGACCACAUUGCCAAGAAGGGUGCAAGUGCAGAGGAGGCGGAUCCUUCACUGGCACCAGUGGAACAAGUGGUGCCGGUGGUGCCAGUUGAGGAUAUAGACAAGGGCCAGCUGGACGAUCCUUAUGCCAGUGCUGAAUAUGCCAAGGACAUCUUUACCUACAUGCGAGAACGUGAGGAGAAAUUCUUGCUCCCAGAUUACAUGAAGAACCAGCCUGACAUCACCACGGACAUGCGGGCUAUCCUGGUGGACUGGAUGGUGGAGGUGCAGGAGAACUUUGAGCUCACCCACGAGACACUUUACUUGGCUGUCAAGCUGAUGGACCACUACUUGGUGAAGGUGACCACCAUGCGAGACAAACUGCAGCUCAUUGGCUCCACUGCCAUCCUGAUCGCCUCCAAGUUUGAGGAGCGCUGCCCACCCUGCGUGGAUGACUUCCUGUACAUCUGUGAUGAUGCCUACAAGAGAGAAGAGCUCCUCGCCACUGAAGUGAGCAUUUUGCAAACGCUCCACUUCGACAUCAACAUCCCCAUUGCGUAUCGCUUCCUCCGACGGUUUGCCAAGUGUGCUCAUGCCACCAUGGAGACCCUGACCUUGGCCCGGUUCAUCUGUGAGCUCACCCUGCAGGAGUACGACUUUGUGCAAGAGAGCGCCUCUCGGCUGGCCGCCAGCUGCCUCCUCCUGGCACUCAAGAUGAAGCACCUCAGCGGCUGGAGUCCCACACUAGAAUGGUACAGCGGCCACAAAGCACAGGAGCUCCCCCUGCUGGUGAAGAGGCUCAACUUCCUGCUGACCUACCGCCACGACGACCGGCUCAAGGCUGUGCGCAACAAAUACUCCCACCGGGUCUUUUUUGAGGUGGCCAAGAUGGCCCCCAUCGACAUGCUGGUGCUUGAGGAAGCUUUGCAAAGCUAACCCUUGCUGGGCUGAGCGCUGGGGGCAGUUUCACAGGAGCUCCUUGGCCAAGGUGCUGCAACGCCACUGGCAUGUAAAUGACCUGUAAAUAGAUGUGUGCUCUUAGUCCAAAAGGACUGUGUGCCUGUGUAUGUGUACAUAUAUAUAUAAUUUCUUUUUAAAAAAAGAAUUGGGGUAGGAGGAGAAAAAAGGUAAAAGAAAAUGUAGAGGGGGAGGGGAUUCUUGUGGGUAAAGACAGAAAACGUUUCAAUAAAACUUAUUGAAAUACUUGUAGCCGCCUUCUCUAUAUCCAAAACAGGAGU
Rhineura floridana is the source of this 1801-nucleotide messenger RNA. RefSeq names its product cyclin B3 (gene CCNB3). The record is from RefSeq and is a predicted model, not a curated record. Gene Ontology annotation, biological process: regulation of cyclin-dependent protein serine/threonine kinase activity; mitotic cell cycle phase transition. The transcript has 13 exons. NCBI's taxonomy places the organism in Eukaryota, Metazoa, Chordata, Lepidosauria, Squamata, Rhineuridae. Gene Ontology annotation, molecular function: cyclin-dependent protein serine/threonine kinase regulator activity. Bases 252 to 1499 code for a protein of 415 amino acids. Gene Ontology annotation, cellular component: cyclin-dependent protein kinase holoenzyme complex; centrosome; nucleus.